AUGUCAAAUGAUAAUCAUAUUGAGAGACAUAAAAGAAUACUAAACAUUAUUUCUCAUUUGGGUUUAAACAAGUAAAAUGCAUCAUUCCAGUCUUCGAAAAGAUAAGGUUAUCUUAAUCUAGAAUCAUAUUUUAUAAACUACAAUAAUGUCAAGAAAGAGGAACAAGACAAAUUAAUUGUUAAAGCUAAAGAGUUAUUAUCUAAACCUGUUAAGAGAGAGCACAUCAGAUCAGAAUCCAAAUUAGUGCAAAAGAUUCCAGAAAAUAUGAUAUGCUCAAAUAAGAUGCUGACGAAAGCAGUGUUUAUCAUCAUAUUUAGCUCAGUUUAGUGAAAUUAUAAGAACAAUAAAUACUAGGUCAAUUUCAUGAAGUUAAGAACAACUUAAGAAUGUCUAAAACCUGUUAUCCUUAACCUAUUACAUUUCCAUAACAAAAGAUUUAGAUAUAAAACAUGUUCGAAAAAAAUGUAGUCAGCAUAACAUUGAAUCACCUAAGGACAACACAAUAGGAUAAUGAUUUCUUAUACAAAACAAGAGAAUCCUUUAAAGAUUUCUAAUCUGAUAUUUCGCAUUAUUAAAAUCUCAAAUAGCAUCAUCGAUUAUAUAAGUAAUGA
Paramecium octaurelia is the source of this 611-nucleotide messenger RNA. Lineage: Eukaryota; Ciliophora; Oligohymenophorea; Peniculida; Parameciidae. The record is from the annotation of a GenBank genome assembly.